UUGGGUGGGGAUGAUGGGAGUGGUGAGGUUUGCACGGAGUUAUUUUUAAAAAUUAGAACUCCAGGGUUAGUCAAGAGAAUAUACUGCAGUGGUAUAUAUAGGUCGUCACACUCCAGUACAGUAGGUGGCGGUGUAUGCACUUGUCAGUUGAUUGCGAUUUGCCAAUAAAACUUAAAGAUGAAGAAGGGCAACGCAACUACUGUAGUACAUUUUGUGUUGGCCUGCUUACUUUCUAUAUCCUGGAAACUGUAGUUAGACUGUUUUUUUCUCCCAUAUGUAAGACAUAGGCUACACUGUAGCCAAUAUGUUUCUGUCUGUAGAGUGACCAGUUUAGAUUGUUGUAGCAUAUGGUUAUGCAGUGAAACCAUAUUCAACUAAAUCUAAAGACGUUGGACGUUUUUUUAUUUUUAAUCUUUCGACUUUACAUAAGGCGUCUGAAACAAUGAACGUGUGUUUCGUAUUGUGUGUGCUGAGCACCGUGGUAGUUUCUUGUUCCGGAGAAUAUAGUCGCUUCGAGGAGUCAUUUAACUAUUCCCCGGGAAUGAUGCAAGUCCUCCGGGAGACGCUCAAGGAUUUGUCCCAGGAGGCGCACAGUUACCUGGUCCACCUUGUUGGGGCGCGGUCUGUUGAAACUGCACAGAAGUGUUUCUUUCGGUUGGUCAAGUAUCUGGCUGCGGUAGCGGCCAGUGGCGCGAAUGUGGUUAUGAAGUACCUCACCCAGUUCCUGAGGGCAGCAGGAGUUGAUGUUCAAAUGCCUGUUAACAGUAUCACCCCAGAUGCUGUGGUCUAUAUCGGUCAGUGGCUUCUGCUGGCUCUCAUUGGCUACUGGCUGUUGUCCCUGGCCUUCCGCUUGGUGGCAUCCACUUUGAGGCGGGUCCUGUGGCUACUGAAGCUGGGUGUGGUUUUAGGACUGUUUGGCCUGAUCCUAAGUGACCGCAGCGCUGAAACCGAGACUACGGCGCUGCGAUUGGCCGGCCUGGUGAGCGUCUGCGUCCUACUGGGUAUAGGGCAUUCUGGCACCGGCGGAGACAAAACCGACCUGGAGGAUCAAGUGAGGGUGCUAGAGAGACAAGUGAGAGAAAUGGAGAUGAGGAGGAGUGAGGGAUGGAUGGAUAGGAAUUGAAAGGCCUUGUUUUGAACAUAAUCUAGGUCUAGGAUCGUAAUCACGACAUUGUACAUAACGUUUUGUUUGCAAAUGUUUUGGUAUCGUUUUGCAUAAUAAAGCAUUUGCCUUUUUUCUUAAA
Oncorhynchus gorbuscha (pink salmon) is the source of this 1244-nucleotide messenger RNA. RefSeq names its product transmembrane protein 109 (gene tmem109). The transcript has 3 exons. The record is from RefSeq and is a predicted model, not a curated record. Gene Ontology annotation, biological process: cellular response to gamma radiation; intrinsic apoptotic signaling pathway in response to DNA damage by p53 class mediator. Bases 443 to 1123 code for a protein of 226 amino acids. Lineage: Eukaryota; Metazoa; Chordata; Actinopteri; Salmoniformes; Salmonidae.